Grammomys surdaster is the source of this 2479-nucleotide messenger RNA. RefSeq names its product CREB regulated transcription coactivator 1 (gene Crtc1). Gene Ontology annotation, molecular function: cAMP response element binding protein binding. NCBI's taxonomy places the organism in Eukaryota, Metazoa, Chordata, Mammalia, Rodentia, Muridae. The transcript has 14 exons. The coding region runs from base 1 to 1893 and encodes 630 amino acids. The record is from RefSeq and is a predicted model, not a curated record. Gene Ontology annotation, biological process: protein homotetramerization; positive regulation of transcription by RNA polymerase II. Gene Ontology annotation, cellular component: nucleus; cytoplasm.
AUGGCGACUUCGAACAAUCCGCGGAAAUUUAGCGAGAAGAUCGCACUGCACAACCAGAAGCAGGCGGAGGAGACGGCGGCCUUCGAGGAGGUCAUGAAGGACCUGAGCCUGACGCGGGCCGCGCGGCUUCAACUGCAAAAAUCCCAGUACCUCCAGCUGGGCCCCAGCCGUGGCCAGUACUAUGGCGGGUCCCUGCCCAACGUGAACCAGAUUGGAAGUAGCAGCGUGGACCUCUCCUUCCAGACCCCAUUUCAGUCCUCAGGCCUGGACACGAGUCGGACCACACGGCAUCAUGGGCUUGUGGACAGAGUGUACCGUGAGCGGGGCAGACUUGGCUCCCCACACCGCCGACCCCUGUCAGUAGACAAGCACGGGCGACAGGCUGACAGCUGCCCCUAUGGCACCGUGUACCUCUCGCCUCCUGCAGACACCAGCUGGAGGAGGACCAACUCUGACUCUGCCCUGCACCAGAGCACAAUGACACCCACCCAGGCAGAGUCCUUCCCAGGCGGGUCCCAGGAUGCGCACCAGAAGAGAGUCUUACUGCUGACCGUCCCGGGAAUGGAGGAGGCCGGGUCCGAGACAGACAAGACCCUUUCUAAGCAGCCCUGGGACUCAAAGAAGGCGGGUUCCAGGCCCAAGUCCUGUGAGGUCCCCGGAAUCACCAUCUUUCCAUCGGCAGACCAGGAGAACACAACAGCUCUGAUCCCUGCUACCCACAACACAGGAGGCUCCCUUCCCGACCUUACCAAUAUCCACUUCCCCUCCCCACUCCCGACACCGCUCGACCCCGAGGAGCCUCCGUUCCCUGCUCUCACCAGCUCCAGCAGCACCGGCAGCCUUGCACAUCUGGGCGUUGGCAGCGCAGGCCAGGGUUUGAACACCCCCAGCUCUUCUCCACAGCACCGGCCGGCAGUCGUCAGCCCCCUGUCUCUGAGCACAGAGGCCAGGCGGCAGCAGACCCAGCAGGUGUCACCCACCCUGUCUCCGCUGUCACCCAUUACUCAGGCCGUGGCCAUGGACGCCCUGUCCUUGGAGCAACAGCUGCCCUAUGCCUUCUUCACCCAGGCUGGCUCCCAGCAGCCUCCUCCACAGCCUCAGCCACCACCUCCACCUCCACCGGUAUCCCAGCAGCAGCCACCGCCCCCACAGGUGUCUGUGGGCCUCCCCCAGGGUGGUCCACUGCUGCCCAGUGCCAGCCUGACUCGGGGGCCCCAGCUGCCGCCACUGUCAGUCACUGUACCAUCCACUCUUCCCCAGUCCCCCACAGAGAACCCAGGCCAGCCACCAAUGGGGAUUGAUGCCACCUCGGCACCACCUCUGCAGUACCGCACGAGCGCAGGGUCACCAGCCACCCAGUCUCCCACCUCUCCAGUCUCCAACCAAGGCUUCUCCCCUGGAAGCUCCCCACAGCACACGUCCACCCUGGGCAGCGUGUUUGGGGAUGCGUUCUAUGAGCAGCAGAUGACAGCCAGGCAGGCCAAUGCUCUGUCCCGCCAGCUGGAGCAGUUCAACAUGCUGGAGAGUGCCAUCAGCUCCAGUAGCCUGUACAGCCCGGGCCCAACACUCAACUACUCGCAGGCGGCCAUGAUGGCUCUGAGCGGGAGCCAUGGCAGCCUACAGGACCCACAGCAGCUCGGCUACACAGGCCACGGUGGAAUCCCCAACAUCAUCCUCACAGUGACAGGAGAGUCACCACCAAGCCUCUCUAAGGAACUGAGCAGCACACUGGCAGGGGUCAGUGACGUCAGCUUUGAUUCGGACCACCAGUUUCCGCUGGACGAGCUGAAGAUCGAUCCUCUGACCCUCGACGGACUUCAUAUGUUAAAUGACCCCGACAUGGUCUUAGCCGACCCAGCCACCGAGGACACCUUCCGAAUGGACCGCCUGUGAGUGGCUGUGCCUGCCACCCGCCGCUGGUCAGUCUCCAACGGCGCUGCCCCAAACCUGGGGAUGGCAAUGCUGUCCCCCUUGCCAACGGCCAAGCUUGUGGUUCUGAGCUUGCAAUGCUGCCCAGCGCCCCCUGCCAGCCGCCACCCCGGUUGUUCACCUCCCAUGAUGCCUGGCGUGAGGCCGUUGUGUACUAGGCUGGCUAUCUGUCUGUCCAUCCAUCCACCUGGGGCCAGGCUGAUCGCCGAGGCUGUGAGUGCCUGGCCCCCAUGGACGUUCCCCAUGCUGGCUCCCUCACCCCUCACUGGGGAUGUGAGAGCCCUCACCAGUGGUCCACUUUCAAGAUACCCAAAGUGUCACUCCCAGAUGUGCUGUGCAAGGAGGUCGGGGGUGUGGGCGUGGCCACCCAGAGGCUGAGGUGCGCCAUCCAUUCGACUGUUCUCAGCUGUCACUGCCUUCCUCAUCCCUGUCCCCACCGCCAUCCCCAGCCCUGGUCAGGUCAUGCAUGCCCACCAUGCCUAGGGCAAAGACAGCCGAGCAAAGGGGCAGACCUGGACCAGAAUAAACACUGUUCGAUGGCUGCCUUUUA